AUGGCGCCGAGAAAAGGACAAAGCGAAAACCAAAGCCAAAGGCAAAGCAAGAGUCAAAGUCAGAGCAAGAGAAAAGCAGACGCUUUAAACGUUCCGCAGCCUGGACAAGACGCGGCAGAGCGGAAACGGGUGCUGAAUGUGCUUGCGCAGAGAAGGUACCGGCAGCGACGCAAAGAGCAUUUUGAGAAACUUGAAGCACAGGUGUCGGGUGCACCGUUGGCGGCAGCGGCCGCAGAGGAGGGCGAGGAAAGACCAUCAUGGAUCGGCGGCGGUGGCAUAAUGUGCUACAACGGCACGCAAUCUCAGAGCCACGAACCGCUACAACUAACAACAAGAAAUGACCCAAAUGCUACUGUCAUCAACAAGGGGUCUAUGGAUCCAUUUGACUCGUCCCUGAUCAUUAACAACAGCAAAAGGGCAAUCAAUGUCGACAUUGAGAUUUGCGACGACAACGAGCUGGACUUUGCUGCAACGUUUCUGCCACCUGAUAUCGAACUCGGACAUGGAGCACUGGGCGAAAGCCAGAUCUUCACGAUCGACAAUGGUGGCGACGAUGGAAAUAGAGCAGAAGAAGAAGAGUCCCAAGCGAAACAAGGAGAAGGACACCGGAGAGGUGCAAAUGGAACCGAAGACCUUUUUGCGGCGUUCGACGAGCAGCAGCAGCACCAUAACCACAACCAACACCUUCUCGUCGCGGACAAUCAAUACUUUCUCAUGUCAUCGCCAAUGAUGCUCCCAUCGCUCGUCAGCCCUUCUGAUUCAGAUACUACCACUACACAGUCUUCUUCCAUCAUCGAGAAUCCAACGUCGUGGUGUGCAGGUCUCUUACCGCCGCCAUCGCCACGGCAAGCGGUCGACACUGAUUACUCAACCCAUGCGGACGCUGAGGAUUUCCAGUUUCCUCCUCCUGGUCUUCUUCCCAUGUCGACGGCCCCCGUUGGGGGCGCAGAUCCAGUCCCUCGCACGAAUACGAACUACAAUCACAAUCGACGUUACACUUUCCCCGACGAAAUGCACAUCCAGGUUGCCGAACUCGACCUGCUGCGCGGGUGCAUGUCAAUCGCGCAGCGUCUUCAGAUUCAAGACAUGAUAUGGUCGCUGACCUCGCUGUCACCGUUCGCUGACUCUGCGUCUGCAUCUGCCGAUGAGAUAGUCGGAUCGGGGCCCCGUUCACCACCUACCGCCGCCGCGGCGAUCCGUCUCCAGCAGUACGGACAUCUCCCUCCGAACCUGCGCCCGACCCAGGCUCAACUCAGCAUUCCGCACCACCCGGCCAUCGACGUGCUCCCGUGGCCCAGCGUCAGAGACAGGCUGAUACACGUCCUGGCCCAACCGCCAGAGUACCGACCGACGGGCGCCCAGAGUCCCAUGGCCCUCGUGGAUUUCGUCUACGACAUCGAAGAUCCCGCAGAGGGCGUUCGCAUAAGCGGGAAUGAUCCGUACGACGCUCAGAAUUGGGAAGUCGGCGAGAAAGUGUUCAAGGGGUGGUGGUGGUGCUUCGAUCGCGAGAUUGUAACGAGGACAAACGAACUAAGGAGGGCGAGAGGUGCAGCCACACUGGGAUUCGGUACGAUGGGGAGUGUCCUUGGGGAGGCUUCUGAUUGA
Exophiala spinifera is the source of this 1605-nucleotide messenger RNA. RefSeq lists its product as uncharacterized. The record is from RefSeq and is a predicted model, not a curated record. NCBI's taxonomy places the organism in Eukaryota, Fungi, Ascomycota, Eurotiomycetes, Chaetothyriales, Herpotrichiellaceae. Gene Ontology annotation, biological process: regulation of DNA-templated transcription. The transcript has a single exon. The coding region runs from base 1 to 1605 and encodes 534 amino acids. Gene Ontology annotation, molecular function: DNA-binding transcription factor activity.